CAGGGACCUGCACCGGGACCUGGUGCAGAUACCCUUUGAAACACUCUGUCUAGAGUGACAGACAGUCAGAUCUUCACCCGUACGAGGAUAUUCCUGCCUGCACACAUGCCUGGCCUCAGCAACACUUUUAUCAGCUGCCUGUGAAAAAGAAACUGUUUACAUAGCCCACAGCGAUGAGGUGGUCAGAUGAUUGCAGCCCAGCAGGAAAAGGGCAUCAAAAGAUGAGAAGUGACGGCAUGCUGGUGGGAGGUUGAGCACAGGGAUGUAACGGACCAGUAAAGAUGACCCUGUUGGCGGGUGAUGGUUCUGACUAUGACUACAGUGCCCUGAGCUGUGUCUCUGAUACCUCCUUCAACCCGCCUCCCCUACAGGAAGUGGAGGCUCGUAAGGGAGCCUUCUACAAGAGGGCUCAGUGUGCCCCUGAACUCAGCACCAUCCAUGAUGACGCACCACUGUCCAGCGCCCGAAAACUCCACGCCAUCAUCAACGUGGGUGGUCUGCGUUACCAGCUGCCUUGGACCACCUUAGAGGACUUCCCCCUGUCUCGCCUGGGCCAGCUGCACCUCUGCAGCAGCUUUGAUGAGAUCAUGCGCAUCUGUGAUGACUAUGACGUUACAAACAAUGAGUUCUUCUUCGACCGAAGCCCCUGUGCCUUCCGCACCAUCCUGACCUUCUUGAGGGCGGGUAAGCUGCGGUCCCUCAGGGAGAUGUGCGCCCUCUCCUUCAGGGAGGAGCUGCUCUACUGGGGGGUCCCUGAGGAGAGCCUGGAGUGGUGCUGUCGCCGGCGCCUGCUGCAGCGUAUGGAGGAGUUUGAAGCCAUGGAAAGAGCAGAGGAGGAGGAGGAGGAGGGACUCUUGGAGGAUCUGUUGGAUUCAGACAGUGGCCACAGGGAGCAUCCAGCAGAGUCCAGACUAAAUCGAUGCAUGGGAAAGUUAAGAGACAUGGUGGAGAGGCCUCACUCGGGCCUCCCGGGGAAGAUCUUUGCUUGUUUGUCAGUGUUGUUUGUCACCAUCACUGCCAUCAACCUAUCCAUCAGCACCAUGCCUGCCAUGAGGGAAGAGGAGGAGGCGGGCACAUGCUCCCAGAUGUGCUACAACAUCUUCAUUGUGGAGACGGUCUGUGUGGCCUGGUUCUCCCUGGAGUUCACCCUGCGCUUCAUUCAAGACCGCAGCAAGCUGACCUUCCUCAGGCAGCCACUGAAUCUGAUAGAUGUGGUGGCCAUCCUGCCGUACUACAUCACACUGCUGGUGGACAGCACCUCUAAAGGGGAGAAGCGGCUGGGCUCUGGCAGCAGCUACUUGGACAAAGUGGGCUUGGUGCUGCGCGUCCUGAGAGCCCUGCGCAUCCUCUAUGUGAUGCGGCUAGCUCGCCAUUCCCUGGGCUUGCAGACUCUGGGACUGACAGCACGCCGCUGCACACGAGAGUUCGGACUGCUCCUCCUCUUCCUGUGUGUGGCCAUUGCACUGUAUUCCCCCCUGCUGUACUUGAUUGAGAAUGAAAUGGCCGCCACUCAGGAGUUCACUAGUAUCCCUGCUACCUACUGGUGGGCUGUUAUCACCAUGACGACAGUGGGUUAUGGGGACAUGGUGCCAAGGAGCAUCCCUGGUCAGGUGGUGGCUCUGAGCAGCAUCCUGAGUGGGAUCCUCCUCAUGGCUUUCCCCGUCACCUCCAUCUUCCACACCUUCUCGAGGUCCUACGUGGAGCUGAAGCAGGAGCAGCAGAGGCUGCUGCAGAGGAGGACACACUUUCUGCUGCGGGGCCGCAUGGCCAGCCUGGGCAGCAACCUCUCCUUAGAGAGUGAUAUGCUUUUCCCAAUAGGGUCGUCUGACACCAGGGACAUGGACGACUGAGACUCAUGGGACGGGACAGGGCAUGAAAGACUGAAAGAGAAGAAGAGGAAGGAUACAGUAGAGAGUGAAGCUGUGAGGAGGAGAGAAAGACAAAGAAAGUAUCAGAGAGGGAUGGUGGGAUAAGAAAGCAAGAUAAAGAGGAGAAAGGGAUUCUCUUCCUCCCAUAGAUGCAGCCUUUCUGUGUAGCAGUGAACUU
Molecule: messenger RNA, 2046 nt
Organism: Thunnus maccoyii (southern bluefin tuna)
Lineage: Eukaryota; Metazoa; Chordata; Actinopteri; Scombriformes; Scombridae
Gene: kcng1
Product: potassium voltage-gated channel, subfamily G, member 1
Exons: 3
Coding region: 282-1850 (522 amino acids)
Biological process (GO): potassium ion transmembrane transport; regulation of delayed rectifier potassium channel activity; protein homooligomerization
Cellular component (GO): voltage-gated potassium channel complex; membrane
Molecular function (GO): delayed rectifier potassium channel activity
Source: RefSeq, a predicted model, not a curated record